Saccostrea cuccullata (small rock oyster) is the source of this 909-nucleotide messenger RNA. RefSeq lists its product as uncharacterized. The transcript has 2 exons. The record is from RefSeq and is a predicted model, not a curated record. The annotation marks the transcript as partial. Lineage: Eukaryota; Metazoa; Mollusca; Bivalvia; Ostreida; Ostreidae.
AGACUGAGAGAGAACACCGUGAAAGUUGCCUUCAUCAGCGAAUUAAGAAACAGAUUCCAGAUCUUACAAGAUGCAUAUGAUGAAGGUGAGAAGGCCAAUGUGGACAACACCUGGAAGCAAGUGACCCAACUACAUGUAUACCCUGAAAGCAGCAAAAAGAAACUAGGCUUUCGCAAAAGAAACACCAACAAAGACUGGAUACAGCAGGAGACUCUAAUUGCUAUAGAGGAGAGAAAGGAAAUUAAGAAAAAGAUGCUGCAGACCAAGUCCCCACGACUGCGUGAGAGGCAAGAGGAGCUGUAUGGUGAGGUCAACAAGAGAGUCAAGAAGCUUGCACACCGUGAGAAGCCAUGGACCAACUUGCAGCUGAGACAGAGAAAGCAGCAGUACAGGGAGAGCAAGGGAGAGUUUCUUAAUGGACCAUCACCUGAUGAAGCUGUUGUCGUACCAGAAGCCACAGAGGAUCUGGACAUCGACACUGACCCACCAACUAAGGAGGAGAUAAUGAAUGUAGUCAAGACUCUUAAGAACGGGAAGUCACCAGGACACGACAAUCUUGAUGCAGAGCUAUUUAAAGCAGAUCCUGGAAUAGCAGCCACCAUCCUCCAACCACUGUUCACAACUGUGUGGGAUGGAGAGAAAGUACCUGAUGAUUGGUGUAAAGGGGUGAUUGUCAAGAUCCCAAAGAAAGGGGCCCUGAGUGAUUGUAACAACUGGAGGGGAAUUACUCUAUUGUCUGUGCCAAGUAAGAUCCUGGCCAAAAUAAUCAUCAAAAGAAUGUCAGACGCUGUUGAUGCUGUAUUGAGGAAAGAGCAAGCAGGAUUUAGGAAACAUAGAGGAUGUACUGAGCAGAUGCACUCCGCAACAUCAAAGAGCAGUGCACAAAGUGGCAGAGACAACUGUAUGUAA